This is a messenger RNA of Haliotis rubra (blacklip abalone), 7166 nucleotides long. Its product is annotated as serine/threonine-protein phosphatase 6 regulatory ankyrin repeat subunit A-like. Bases 2035 to 6345 code for a protein of 1436 amino acids. Gene Ontology annotation, molecular function: protein binding. NCBI's taxonomy places the organism in Eukaryota, Metazoa, Mollusca, Gastropoda, Lepetellida, Haliotidae. The transcript has 5 exons. The record is from RefSeq and is a predicted model, not a curated record.
AGAGAGAGAGAGAGAGAGGGAGAGAGAGAGAAAGAGAGAGAGAGAGUUACGAUUUGACUUGUUGACAGGUGUCCUUUCCUCUCAAUAGACAAGAAUCAAGCCAUUGUUUGGACAAGCAGGUUACCAUUUUAUUAGUAGUAAAAUGUUUCAUAAUUCAAAUCAUCCUUGCUUGUGACUUCCUUACUAACGCUAAUUACACAGCAAUGGCCAAUGCCGUUUCCAGUUUAAAAUGUACAGUCAUAUAAAUAUCUGUUUGAAACGCUAAUGCAGACGAAUAGUACCUAUCUAUUGUGACAAGACUAAGUGCAGUAAUCCUGAACGCCACAUUCAACCUAACCUCACCUCACAUCACCUCACCUCACCCUAGACUAAGAGACAGUACAGUUUAUAUACUGGAUAACCUUAGUUAUGUUCAACCAUACAAUCAAAUCGACUGAGAUGAAGUUUCCUCUGCUUCUCAGUGAAGUUUCAGAGUUGUCAGCUCCGUCCUUCACACGUGACAGCGCCUAAUAGUGAGUGGAUGUAGACUGGUUUCUGGGUAUCUAUAGAAAACAUUAUACCACACACAAUGACGGCCCACUAACGACCAGGGCCUGUUUCAAGCAGCCUAGAGAACAACCGGCAUUGGUGUGAAAUAUAACACUGCUGUGUUUCAGGUGAAGAGGGGCAAAUCUGUUCCUUCAGUAUUCACAGAAACUCUAAACAACAUGGCUUCGAACACCUCACCAAGCAGAGACAACACGGAAGAUGAGGGACCAAGAGACACGAACACACCAAAUGAUGGAACAAAUAUACACCGAGUUGAUGUGACCGGGGUGUCAGGAGGACGUGUCCGACAUGCAGACACAGUUGGUGUAGUGCAUGGCGAUAUUCAUGUGAAUGAAAGACGCACAAUCACUGCCACACGUGUGAGCCUGGCAGAGACUUGCAACGUCACGAAACAGGGGACCACGUCGCUGAGCCGUGACGAACACCGACAACAACAUGAAAGGCAAGUUAUCACAAAAGAUGCUGAAAUCUUCGUCAAGACAACUGGAUACCGCCAAGCCAAGUUGUGCCUAGACAACGAGCAUGUGGUAGCUAUCACUGGCUUUCCUGGUACAGGGAAAACAGCCUCGGCCUAUCAGCUCCUACGGGAUUUGGAACAUCAGUAUGACAUUUUCAUAGUUCAUAGCCCAAAAGAGGUGAAUUUGAAAGAACAACCAAUAAGAGCAAAAAUAUAUUUAGUGAAUGACAUAUUUGGAGAGUCUGUGUUUUCAGUUCUGGCUUUGGAAAGAUGGAAGAACCUCCUUGCAUCGUUCUUCAAGAGUGGAGACAGAAACCUGUCAGAUAAAGUCAAACUCAUUGUUACUUCUAGAAGUAGUAUAUUCAAUGAAGCUUUAAGAUUUCUCGAUUUUCCGUGUUUUUCAGCCGACACAACGGUCGAUCUGUCUUCUCAGACACCACUUUCUCGAGAAGAAAAAUGUGAAAUGAUCCUAAGUCAUAUGUGUCACAGUCAAAUCAAACUUCCCGACUCGACUAUUGACGACAUAUGUGAAAUGGCUAUUCCCUAUGGCUUCCCACACACGUGCUUCCUGUUCUUCAAGCUGAAACAGUUCCAUCUUGAGCCCAUGACGUUUUUCAGAAACCCACUUCCUUGUCUGAACAACUCACUGUCAGAUUUGUUUCUCUCUGACCCCAAGCUGUAUGCAUGCUUACUUCUUCUUCUCCUCAGUGACAACGAGGUAAACGUUGAACGCCUGUCUGACCACACUUUGACAAGGGUGUUUGAAAAAAGUUCAGAAUGUGUCUGCAGACGACAUUGAAAAGUGUCUCAGGGACAGCUCGCCUCUCCACGGCCCUUUCCUAAGAAAGGAUGUUGAUGUUGUCACAUUCAGCCAUCCGUCAAUAAAAAAUGCAGUUUCUUAUUUAGUAGGAACCAAAGACCCAAAGUUCAUCAUCAACAACUGCUCAUUUCAGUUUGUUUUUGACAGAGUAAGAAUCCAUGAACGGAAAGCAAAGGAGACUAAACGUGGAACGUUUGAGGACAGAAACAUGUUUGAACUCUACUUUUCAAAAGAAUGGCAUGAGUCUCUAGCAAGUCGAUUUGUUCAAGGUAUUCUGAACACAGAGUAUCCAUUAAUAUGCGCACAUCAGGCUCUAGCGCAAAGGACAUUUGUCAAAAGGAUUUUAGACAAAAGUGACUUGUUGGAUUAUUUCCAAUGUGGAACACAUGACCCACAGUUUUGCAAGUCCAUUCUCCACUGGUCUGUUUGGAACAAAUCUUAUCACCUCUGCAAGUCCCUUCUCAACUCAUUCACCUUCAGUAAUAGGUGUCUUCUUGAUGCAACUUCGGCUUCUGUGCAUUCUGGAAAUUUCAAGGCAUUUAAGCUUUUGCUGGAGUUAAUACCUCGACCACACUUAGUGAAACACUUUGUAGAGCAAUGGCAAGUUCAAGUACAGACAGACCACUUGGAUACCUUUGGGGAGACACCUUACACAAAUGAAUACCAUGGCGAUACCAUGAUCACGUUGGCGUGCAGGCUAGGUAGGAAGUACAUGGUGAAGGUUCUCCUUGAACAUGGCUUUUCUGUACACGACAGAGAUGCAUAUGGCAAUUUUCCAUUGCACAAAGGAUGCUCUGGUACCAAUGUCUACCUUGUAGUAAGUCUGUUAGAACUUGGAGCCAAGCCAACCAACACCAACCAACACAGUCAGACCCCAUUACACGUGGCUUCACGACAUGGGCGAUAUGGGUUUGUGAAUAUCUUGUUGAAGUACUUAACCAAGCAUGCAAACAUUGCAAAAACAGACAAACAAGCCUACUUGAACUUAACGGAUGACACGGGGUAUACUGCGUUAAUGACAGCUUGUCAACAAGGACAUAUCGCAACGGUUAAAACGUUGUUAACGCUCGAAUCUGACAUCAAUGCAACUGACAAAAAUGGUGAAUCCUCACUGAUGAUUUCUUGCAGGCGUGGCCAUGUCAGAAUCAUUGAACUGCUCCUUGAACAGGGAGCAAGUGUCAAUGCAGCUAGUAUGUUAGGAACUACUGCAUUGAUGGUGGCCUGUGCCCGUGACAAUGUAGAAGCAGCGGAAGUUUUGUUGAAUUUUGAGGCUGAUGUCAAUGUGCGUGAUAUCAAUGGUAUCACUGCGCUGUUGUUUGCCAUAGCCAAUGGCAGUGAGAUCCUCUGUGAACAUUUGAUAAGACAUGGCGCUGAUGUUAACGUCACAGAUUCCUUAAAAAGAAGCUUGGUGAUGCAUGCAUGUUUAAAGGGAUACAGGAACGUGGUUAUGCUGGCCAUAAAACGGAAGGCUGAGAUUAAUAUUGACAUUCACGGCCAUUCUAAUCCAUUGAUCAUUUCUGUACAAAGGCAUCAUGAUGAAAUAGUGAAAAUUCUUCUAUCACAUGGGGCUGAUGCCAAUGUGAAGGACAGCGAAGGGGUCACUCCCUUGCUGCAUGCUUGUCAGAAAGGUGAUGAAAAUAUUGUCAAACUCCUUCUUGAUCAUAAUGCAUGUGUCAACAUAUGUGAUCCAAGUGGUUUAUCACCUUUGAUGUGUGAGUGCAUGAACGCUCAUGAUGAAAUAGUCCAAAGAAUGUUGUCUCUUCGAGCCAAUGUCAGCAGUUCAAAUGGUGAAGGGAACACGCCACUUAUGCUGGCAUCAGAAAGUGGCAGUGCUGGUAUUGUACAAAUGUUGGUCUCUCAUGGAGCAGAGGUAAAUACCACAAAUACAACAGGAGAUUCUGCAUUGAUGUUUGCAUGUGGUCAAAACAGGCGCAGCGUUGUUGAGGUACUCUUGUCCAAAGGAGCUGAUGUUGAAAUGCAGAAUGAAUAUCUGGAGAGUCCACUUACAUUAGUAUGCAGAAAGGGCUAUUUCAAAAUUGUUGACAUUCUUUCAAGACACGGAACUUUAAGUAACACCAAUCAAGCACUGAUGGUAGCCUGUCGACACGGUCAUGAACAAAUCGUCGAGUUUUUAUGCAGUCACAAAGCUGAUGUCAAUAUGAGUGAUGAGCAGAAUUUCACAUGUUUAAUGGCUUCCUGUGUAUCGGGUAAUGUCAAAUGUGUACAAACACUGCUGCAGUAUGGUGCAAUCAUAAAUGCUCAGGAUGAUACAGGUGAUACGUCGCUGCAUGUGGCAAGUAUGAAUGGAAGUGCUGAAGCUGUCAAUGUGUUACUGAAAAACAGCACAAUUCGGUAUCUGCACAACAGCGAAGGGAACACGCCAUUGAUGUUAGCAUGUCAGGAGGACCGCCCGGAUACAGCUCUAUCAUUAAUGGCUUGGCUCCAGGCCCCAAGCCAACUGACAGACUCUGAAUUUCAGAACAGUUUUAUCUGGGCUUGCACCAAAGGCUAUGAUAAAGUACUGCGUGUUAUUCUCUCAGACAAUGUUAAUUUGGACAACUUUGAAAUUGGAGAGGAAGGCCAAGCCGAUAUCAAGACAAUUCUUGACAAUCUUGAAAUUGGAGGGGGCAGUCUUGGUGAUCGUGAAGAUGGAAGGGAGAGCCCAGACUAUCUUGAUAUUGCAAUGAACAUUCUUGAUAAUCCUGAACUUUUAAGAGCUGUGAGGGAAAAGUUUGAAACUUCUGAAAGUGAGAUGUACAGUCCCUUGGAGUGGGCCAUCAAUCACAAUCACGUAAAAGUAGCUGAAGUGCUACUGGAACAUGGUGUUACACUACAUGCCACAUCAGAUCACGAAGACCCACUUCUGAUAGCAUGCAGAAAUUUGAAUGAAACAAUGGCUGAACUGCUUCUGUAUCACAACGCCAAUGUACAUGUUCAAGACGAAGAUGGUAAUACACCACUGAUGCUGGCAUGCAAAAAUGGAACCCAACAAAUGGUUAUAAUGCUUUUGCAAUAUGAUGCUGAAGUAAACUCACAAAAUGUGGAGGGUAACUCCCCUUUACUGCUGGCCUGCCACCGGGAUGAUGACUGCAGCUCUGGAAUCGCACAAGUUUUACUAGACGUGGGUGCACAGGUUAAUAUGGCAGAUAACACUGGCAACACGCCACUGUUGGUGGUUUGUAGAAAAAGCGAAAAUGACAUUGAUCACAAUUUGUUGAAAAAAGAUGACUAUGACAAGGACAAAGAGCACAAGCAAGGUAGUGUUCACCUGAUAUCUGUACUACUACGACAGAACGUUGACGUGAAUGUUGUCAAUACUGAUGACGACAGUGCUCUGCUUGCUGCAUGUAGAGGAGGAAAUGUUAGAAUUGUUGACCUUCUCCUGAAGCACGGAUCCAAAGUGGAUGUAUAUAAUAGCAACAAAAAUACUCCAUUGCACUUGGCGUGUGAGCUAGGCUACACAAACGUCGUGAAGUUACUUUUAGCACAUCAUGCUGAUCCAAACAUCUUCAACGCUAAAAGAGACACACCCUUGAUACUGGCAAGUAGAACUGGAUAUGUUAGAAUAGCUCAAGAGUUACUGGCACAUGGUGCCGCAGCAAAUGUUGCAGAUGCAGACAAUUACACCCCAUUGUUGUUUGGAUGUGAAACUGGGGAUAGUGCACUGAUUGAAAUUCUGCUGAAAUGUAAGGCUGACACAGAAGUUGUUGAUGCCUGUGGCAAAACUCCAUUAAAUUUAGCGUGUAGCAGAGGACAUUUUCAAAUUGUGAAGAAACUGCUGAAAUACUGUCCAAAAGUAAAUGUGACUGAUGAUGUCGGGAACACUCCGCUGUUUUAUGCAUGCAUGCAGGAAGGUUCGGGCAUAGCUGCACUGUUGUUGUCUCAUGGAGCAGAUCCAAGGAUGGCUGGUGAAUCUGAUGUCACCCCCUUGCUGUUGGCGUGUGAUUACUCUGAUUCUCAGACCAUAAGACUUCUUCUGGAACACAAAGCCCAAGUCAAUGUUGGACGACGAACACCACUGAUAGCAGCUUGUGAAAGGGAAGAUCUCGAAAUCCUUCAACUGAUCAUAGAUCAUGGUGCAGAUUUACAAAGAGCCGAUGGCGAUGGUAACACACCCUUGAUGAUAGCUUGUGAAAGGGGCAUGGGUAUUGCUGUGUUUGAAAUGUUGAUGAAAUAUGGAGCAAAUGUGAAUUCAGCCGAUGAGAACAAUCAGACUCCCUUACACAUAGCAUGUGUUGGAGGAGAUCUGCAGAAAAUGACCCGGCUGCUGGAAACAGCUGCUUUGGUCGACGUGGCUGAUGAUUUCAAUAACACUCCCUUGACCUUAGCUUGUCAGAAAUCUGAUCAUCAGGCUGUUCGACUGCUAUUGGAUCACAACGCUGAUGUCAAUUAUCAGAACAGCGAAGGAAAAUCUCCUUUGAUUCUGGCUCGUGAACAACGAAAUACAGGCAUUGUUGACUUGUUGUUGAAAAACGGAUCUGAUCCAAAUAUGAGAGACAAAGGGGAAUCUCCCCUCUAAUUGUGGCAUGUUCUAAAGGCAGAUAGUACACAGUUUAGUAUCACAAAAUGCUGAUGUUAAUCUUUCUUCUGGAAAUGCAGCCAUCACUCCUUUAGAAGUAGCUUUGGAACAUGGUCAUGACUCAAUUGUUGAGAUGAUCUUACAGCACGGUGCUGUUUGUUAACAUGCUGGCGAUACAUCUUGUGUGACGUGAAGAAGAGUAGUCAUAGAGCUGCAUUAUUUGGUGGAAUGUGGUUUCUCAGUGAGCUUAAAAGGUUUAUAAACUGUAUGAAAUAGUGGUUGAAUGAACGUCUACAGUUUGUCAAAGUGAAAAACGCUUUCCAUAAACGUAAUCCCUGCUGACAGCUGUCCAUUGUACCAUUUCGAUUAUAUCAUAAGGAUCUGUUGUGGAAUCAGGUUCAAUAGUGAUGAUACAAGAUGUCUACGAAAGGAUGUGAGGGUAUCCUGUCCUGGCAACACCCAUAACAAACACAUGGAGACGCAAGUCAAGAGUUCACCUGAACAACACAAGAACACAUAGGAACAAGUCAAAAUAUAAAUUGCAUCAGACAGCAUUGUGGACAUUCACGUGUCAAAGAACAAAGAACGUUCAGGAAGCUUUAUUAAGGUUUUGAAUGUUGUAACCGUGAUCAAACUCCUUUUGAGCGAGAGUCGUAUGAUGCUGCUUGACUUUUUGUGUGAAAGGAGCAUGGUCACUUGUACCAAGAAAUUAUGAAAUGUAAACAUCUACAUGAGCACAUGCAUGCCAUGUUUCAAGAUGCAAUUGCCCAAACUUUCACCAGCAUCUUACAGAUAUAAACCUGCAAUAUUGGUUAGCGACA